Molecule: messenger RNA, 3297 nt
Organism: Lutzomyia longipalpis
Lineage: Eukaryota; Metazoa; Arthropoda; Insecta; Diptera; Psychodidae
Product: transcription factor grauzone-like
Exons: 4
Coding region: 76-3033 (985 amino acids)
Biological process (GO): regulation of transcription by RNA polymerase II
Cellular component (GO): nucleus
Molecular function (GO): DNA-binding transcription factor activity, RNA polymerase II-specific; RNA polymerase II transcription regulatory region sequence-specific DNA binding; zinc ion binding
Source: RefSeq, a predicted model, not a curated record
CAGAAAAACAUUGAAGAAGCAGAAAGAAUUCGCUCUUUCCUGAAUUUCCUGGAUAGUUUCUGUGGAACGGCAAAAAUGGACUUCCUGGACAUAAAGGAAGAACUUAAAUUAUCCAGCUCAAUCUGUCGCCUCUGUCUAGUCCAGAAUUCAACGUACUACAGCAUCUUUGAGGCAGAUCACGAUUGUCCGGAAAUAGCUGAUACCCUGAGGAAUCUCAUUGGGAUUACCAUCUCCCCACUCGAUAAUUGGCCUAAAUGUGUCUGUACGGCGUGUGUGGAAAAAAUCCAGGACUUCCGCCUACUGCUGGCUAAGAUAAAAGACAACGAAGCCCGUUUAGUGGAAUUCUUUGGUGAAUAUCAACUUCUUGAUGUCCCAAAAGACACUCCCCCUGACCACAGAAGUUUUCCGGAAGAUGUGAAGAUUGAAGCACAGGAAUGCCCGGAGAGUGAUGCUGGAAGUGAAUGUGCUUCAUUGGCGAGUAUAAAGGAGGAGGAGGAAGAAGCCAGUUUGCCGAAGAAGUCUGAAAAGCCCAAAAGACGCUCAAGGAGGAAGAAACCAACAAAAACGAGAGGACGAAAACGCAGAGCAUCAACGGAGUCAGACGAAGAGGAGGAGAGUUCUGAAGAUCAACUCAUUGACGUUUCAAUGACAAUCGGGGAUUUUGAAGUUCUUACGCAGGAACGGAAAGAGGAGAAACGUCUUCGAGAUGAGAAGAUUGAUGCAGAGAUUCAUUCCUUCUUCAAGAUGGAAUGUAAUCUGUGUCAGUUGAAAUUCCCGCGCUUUGCCGACGUACAGAGUCACUUCCGGGCUGAGCACAAAUGCCGCGGAUACGUCAUAUGCUGCGGCAAGAAGCUUAAUCGUCCAAUGAAGCUCUAUGAGCAUAUGAAUGAUCAUGUUAACCCAACGACGCAUACGUGUUCCGUGUGCCUGAAGAACUACAAGACGCAGUAUGGGCUGCAGGUGCACAAGAAGCUGCGGCAUACGCCACCGGAAGAGCGUGAAUUCCGCUGUGAUCAGUGCACACAGAGUUUCGUCCAAAUGUCCCGCCUAAAAGCCCACAUGAUAACGCAUAUGCCGGCAGAGGAGAAGAAGCACGUAUGCAGCACAUGCGGCAGAGCAUUUGCCCUUGCAUCAAUUCUCGUGCAGCAUGUGCGUCGUGUGCAUGAAAAUUCAUGUGUAUCAGUGUGUGAGGUUUGUGCUAAGAUUUUCCGGUGUAAGAAUCUCUUCAAGCAGCAUGUGGCUGAGCAUACGAGUCAAAAUGAACCGCGUGUCCCGUGUACGGUGUGUGGGAAGAUGUUUAAGCAUCGUAUUGCCAUGAGGAAGCAUAUGCAGCGACACAAUACAUCGGGUCCACUUGAGUGUCCCAUUUGUCAGCGAAUGGCCCCCAAUAAACCCGCCCUGACGGAGCAUAUAAAGUACAAGCAUAAAGCACAGAGGGUGCACAAAUGCACCCUCUGUGAGAGAUCCUUCAAAACUGCAUUGUCGCUGAAGGAGCAUAUGGCCUCCCACACGGGACAGGUACUCUAUCAAUGCCUCUUCUGCCCCAAACAGUUCAACAGCAAUGCCAACUACUUUCGCCAUCACAAAAUGUCGCAUCCACUUGAGUGGGAGGCGGAGAAAGAGAAGAAACGCGCUGAACGUGCUGGAGUAGAAAAUUCAGGGAUAAUUUAUCUUAAAAUUGAAGACACUGCCAAGGAAUAUCCUGACCAACGGCUUUCUUCAACUUCCGGGAGGCAGAUUUGUCGAUUUUGCCAGGAAAAUUGUGAUGAGUUCAUUGAUUUAUUUGAAGAUAAAAAUGGGACGGAAGUUAUGUUAUUUUUGAGUAGAAUUUGCGAUUUAACGAUUGAUUUCAUUGAAUCCUGGCCACGAAGUGCUUGCUUGGUGUGUGUGGAGAAGAUUUCCAGUUUCCGGGAGUUCUGUGAGACAAUCCGAGAGAAUGAAAAUACCCUCAGAAGGAGCUUUGACAAUGCAGAUGAAGUUGAUGAUGUCAAAGAGGAGGAAGAAGCUUUGCUUGAGGAACUUCCGGUGGAUUUAAAAGCUGAACAGAAACCUCCAGAUGGGGAUAAAGAGGAAGAGGAGGAAGAGCUACAGGAGCGUCACGAUGAUCAAUUGAUCAGUGAAUUCUUCCCACUUAGCUGUGAUUUGUGCCAGGAGACCUUCCGGCGUGUUAGUGAGCUUCGGCUGCACUUCCGGCGUCAGCACAACCGUCGGUGGUACAUUGUGUGCUGUCAGGUGAAGCAUCGGCAGAAGGGAGGCAUAAUGGAGCACCUCAUGUACCACACGAAUCCCAAUAAAUUCAAAUGCCCCCACUGUCGGAGGCAGUUUAUGACCCAAAGUGCCCUCACGAAUCACAUUGAGAAUCGCCACAAUCCCGCAAAGCGCAUCCUCGAAUGCUUUUUCUGCCACAAAAUCUUCGCCAUCAAAGCCAUCCUCAAGUUUCACAUCCGGAAGCAGCAUAUGCAGCGUCCGGGUACAGCCAAGAGCAAAGUAGCAUCUGCACCGCGGAAGGAAGACAAGCCAAUGCGAUGCAUGUGUGAGGUUUGUGGGCAAAUCUUUGAUCAAACAAAGAGCCUUCAGCGUCACGCCAAGAGGCAUGCUCCUGCCCAAACAGUGGAGCAACUACAGGAAGGCUCCAUGAUGCAGCCUAUGCUGCGACGCUUCAAGUGCACCCAGUGCGGAUGUUCGUACAAAAAGAGGCAGACACUGAAGGCGCACGAGAAGAAGCACAAUGCCUACGGGACGUACCGCUGUGAGCACUGCGGGAAGGUCUCACCCACGCCCACAGCCCUUUACAAGCACAUCAAGGACUCCCACAUCCUCCAGCGAGACUUUGUCUGCCACAUUUGCCACAAAGGCUUCAAAAGGAAAAUCGUUCUCAAGGAGCAUGUUGCCAUUCACACGGGCGAAUAUCUCUACUCGUGCGACUUCUGCCCAAAACAAUUCCGCGCUGGGGCCAAUAAGAGCCUCCACAUGCGUCGGGAACAUCCUGAACUCCGUGCCACGGCCAGUCGUGUCCCAAAGGAGGCUCAGUAGUGGCCCGGAAAAGGGGGGGAGGAUGACACAGCCGCCGGGAGGCUACUUAUCGCCAAGAGAGGGAGAUGCGAGAGAGCUAAAUGCGAGAGAGAAUCUCAAAGCAAUGACGUCGACGACGCUCUCAGUCAAAGGUCAACUGAUUCUUACUUGCGAUACCAUCGAAUCUCACACAGUCGGGGCUGUUUUGUGGGUUCUGCAGUCGCAUUCCAGCAUCAAUCUCAGUGCCUUCUCCCAAAAGGAAUAAAAUUUCAAUCAAAGCCAAAA